Bathycoccus prasinos is the source of this 1296-nucleotide messenger RNA. RefSeq lists its product with no specific name. The record is from RefSeq and is a predicted model, not a curated record. Gene Ontology annotation, molecular function: kinase activity. NCBI's taxonomy places the organism in Eukaryota, Viridiplantae, Chlorophyta, Mamiellophyceae, Mamiellales, Bathycoccaceae. Bases 1 to 1296 code for a protein of 431 amino acids. The transcript has a single exon.
AUGGGGGAGACGACGACCGCGAAAACGACUAAGAAAAAUGAAAUCGUGUGUUGUUGUCUCGGCGACGCGGUGACUGAUUUCAUCGUCAUGAUGGACGAUACCGAUCAUCUCUCGUCCUCUCUGUCGAACUUAGGCGGGUGCGAAGUCGUCGAUUCGAGGGAAGAUUUCGAAGCGAUGAUGACAAAGGAAACGUCCGAUGUAAAAGAGACAAAGUUUGGCGGAAGCGCGGCGAACGUGGCCAGAGGCAUCGGGAAUUUAACGACACAGUAUAAUAAAGACCAAAAGGUUGAUCUUAAAGUGUUCUUUGCCGGGACAAUCGCGGAUGAUAAGGAAGGGAACGCGUAUCUGAAAGACUUGGAAAAGAACAGAGUCAGAGCGGAGAAAAAUGCCACUGUUCGAGUGCUUUCGAGCGCUUCCGAAAGUUCCGCAAAGUGUUUAAGUUUUGUGAACAAAACGAACGGCCAACGGACGAUGCGGACGUAUUUAGGCGCGAGUAAGUGUAAACCGGACGUGGACAAGGUUUUGGAGGUUUUUAAGAGGAGAAAAGAGGAAGAGGAAAAGAGCGCGAGCGCGACGACGAGACUGUUGCACUGCGAAGGAUACGCGCUGUACGAUCCAAAGUUCUUGACGAGUUUGAUUACCAAAGCGAAAAAUUUGUACGAAACAGACGGGACGAAGGUGUUGGUAUCGAUCGAUUUAGCCUCGUUUGAGGUGGUUCGGAAUAGUCGAGAAACUUUGUUGACUCUGUUGGAACGAAAUCCAGGCGUCGUGGACGUGCUUUUUUGUAACGAGGACGAGGCAAAAGCGUUGGUCGAGAUCAUUCCAGAGUUGUUCCUGGAGGAGCAGCAGCAAACGACGAGAAAAAACGACGAGAACAACAACGAAGGAGAAGAAAUCGAAGCUAUGGUUGCCAGAACCAUCGCGAAGAAAAUAAACGGCACGUGUGUCGUCACGCAAGGCAAGCGAGGCUGUCGCUGCUACUCCGCCGACGACGACGAAGAAAAAGAAGAAGAAGAAAAAGAAGUGCACCACGUCCCGGCGCCUGCCCUGAAAACCGUCGUCGAUACCACUGGCGCCGGCGACACCUUCACCGCCGGCUUCUUAUUCUCCUACUUACUCUCCACGACGACGAAAACGAAAACGAAAAUCACGAAAAGAAAUAAAGAAGAAAAAAACGACAUCCUACUCAAAGCCGCGCGACUCGGAUGCGAAGCCGCCUCAAAAAUGUGCGCCGCGGUCGGGUGUGAACUCGACGACCACCAAUGGGAAGAGAUACUAAUUCGUGCUGCUCAAUGA